Messenger RNA from Phytophthora sojae, 906 nucleotides. RefSeq lists its product as hypothetical. The transcript has a single exon. Lineage: Eukaryota; Oomycota; Peronosporomycetes; Peronosporales; Peronosporaceae. Bases 1 to 906 code for a protein of 301 amino acids. The record is from RefSeq and is a predicted model, not a curated record.
AUGAAGGUCUCCACCGCCAGCGCCACUCAACUUGCAACUGCUCUCGCGUUCGCUGCCAUUCUCUCGUCAGAGGUCGAGGCUUCGAAGAGGUUUGUGAAAAUGCUUCCGAACGGUGGAAACGUGCCCGACGCCCCUGCCAUUGGGCAUCCUGACGGCACCGGCAAGUCUGCGGCUACGAACGCCUUCGGUGACACGUUUGCCGCUGCGGGUUACAAGUGGACCAAGGAGCUCUGCGAAGCUGACACCGAUGGCGAUGGCCAGACCAAUGGUCAGGAGCUCGGAGACCCGUGCUGCGAAUGGGACAAGGACACGAACCCGGUGGUGCUCUGGACGACCGGGGUUUCCCACCCGGACGACGCAACCAAGAAGUCCGACCCGAGUCUGUGGGCGGGCAAGUGCGGGUCGUCGACGUAUUCAACCUCAUCGACGACGGGGGUGGAGAACACGGCGACUGCGAGCUCCAAGGAAUCGGCUGGUGCGUCAAGCGGCUCGGCGUCAAACACCCCAAGCGCUACCAGUGCUCCGAGUUCUGCGUCGUCGGGCUCGAUUUCCCCCAGCUCGGGCUCGACCGCUUCAAGCGCGAACUCCCAAAGUGAGGAAAGCGACGACUCCAGCAUGCACAUGCAUACGCACAGCUCCAGUCAUUCUGGAUCCACCACAGGCAGCCUGAGUGCUUCGGGAUCGGGAUCAAGCAGCUCAGCUGUUGAAGUUGGUAGCCUCAGUGCUUCCAGUACGGGUGGCCGAAGCUCAAUUCGGAGUGCAAGCAGCGCAAGCUCGGCGGAAUCUACACCCAGCUCGACCUCUUCCGGGUCAAGCGCUCCUGCUACCAGUGCUGCAUCGGCGAUGAAACCGAUCUUCAUCACGAUGGUCGGAGCUGUCAUCACUACUAUGGCCUUCCUGAGCUAG